Pelmatolapia mariae (spotted tilapia) is the source of this 3017-nucleotide messenger RNA. RefSeq names its product FAST kinase domains 1 (gene fastkd1). The transcript has 15 exons. Gene Ontology annotation, biological process: mitochondrial RNA processing; regulation of mitochondrial mRNA stability. Gene Ontology annotation, cellular component: mitochondrial matrix; ribonucleoprotein granule. Lineage: Eukaryota; Metazoa; Chordata; Actinopteri; Cichliformes; Cichlidae. The coding region runs from base 345 to 2840 and encodes 831 amino acids. The record is from RefSeq and is a predicted model, not a curated record. Gene Ontology annotation, molecular function: RNA binding.
UGUAGGGUAAAUUUGACUUUGAGCCGUUUUUAUUACCUUAUUGUAUUUGUGUUGAGAUAUGUGAUGUACGAAUCUUGAUUAUACACAGAAAUCUAGGCAAGAAUGCAGCUGUAAGGGCAAGACCGAGGUUGUUGGGGAGUUUAAGUGAUUGCUUCUUUAAACACGUGAAGCAGCAGCUUCCAUUUCAGUCCAGUGGUCACCAGUAGAAAGCCUCCGAGCGGACAGUUUCUUCACCAGCUUCUUGGUAAAAGAGGCUGUAACUGUGUGGGGUUUGAUCUCAGCUCAAAUUGAGGAGGUCAGAGCAGUGGACACAGGUACAAUGAAGAGCUGAGCCCAAGCCUGCGAUGAUGUUUCGCCUCCGAUCUGUGAACUCCUGCCUCCGUAGGCUCCUUCACGGAGGGACGGUGACCAGAGACCAGGUGCUGGAGCAGCUGCAGGUGUGCUCUGCUGAAGACCAUGUGUUUGAUGUAGUGGGCAUGAACAAGGCUAAGCUCACAGUAGACCACGUGAACUAUGCUGUGCGGUUGCUGUGGCAAUUUCAGAAGGAGAGACCGGAGAUGCUCCGGACUGUGGACCUCAUGAAGAGUCACCAACAGUUCCUGACUCUUCGGGUUUUAGCAGAAAACAAAAUAGAUCUCAUGGAUGACUUCAUGUUGAUCGAUAUCCUCUACGCUUUUCUUAGGCUGAAUGUGGAGCCCCAUGACUCUCUUAUUCAGCAGCUGGUUUCAGAAGCGUGGCUAAGAAUAGACCGGUUUCCAAUGGCUUCUCUGUCCAAAUUUGCUGUCUGCUUAAAUGAUCAGCACCUUCAGCACAGUCCUCUAAUGGGCCGCAUAACCAGCAUUGUGAAUGAGAGGCUGCCAACUAUUGAUGAUGCCAGGAUCCUGACUGCUCUGAUGAUCAGCGUGUCAUCCCUGGUGUCUCCCCAGCUGCGGGACGCUCUCAUCAGCAGAGCCGAUCACCUGCUGCACACCACGGAUCCCUCGAAUUACAACAUCCCGCGACGAAUGGUGCAGUUUCUGCGCAACAUCAAGUACAUUCACAGACCGCUGCUGGAAAGGUGCAAUGAGAUCUUCCUGCGUAACAUCCCCAGACUGGAUGCAGAGAAUCUCAGCAUCAUCCUAGGGCUGUAUCAGUCACUGCAGUUCAACAACUGUGACUUCAGGCUAGCUGCUAAACAAAAGCUGACCGAGCUGAUCGACUCGAGCACCGAUCCUUUCUCCUUCACCAAACUGUUUGUUGCUCUGGCCCCUAUGGCCACUCCAGAGAUCAGAGAAAGGUUGGAGAACACUGCCCUCUUGUUGGCGGAUGAGCUCAAUGCACAGCAGGCACUGGCUGUAGCUGAAGCACUAGAAGAGAUUCAGAGCAGGAACCUUAGCUUAAUGAACAAAAUUGCAUCGGUAAUCCAGAGAAACCUUCACCUCUACAAGUCAGUGGAGGUGGCCAGAAUCACACAAGCCCUUUUUCUGUUGCAGUAUCAAAACCCCGAGCUCUUCGCCACACUGAGAAACAUUUUGAUCAAGUUUUUGCAGCACAGCGUCUUCCCGUACGAAGUGACCAUGCUGACCCGUGUGCUCUCCAUGCUGCCCUGCCCGCGACUCGAGGAGGCGGUGAUCUCUCGGGUAGACGCGGUAGUGGAGCAGUGUAAUCUCAGCGAGCUUAACACCAUUUCUUUUGCCGUGGCCAAGUGGGUGCGCAACGAUCAGUCCUACCGCCACAACACUCACAGCAAGUACGUGCGUCUGCUGCAGACGCUGAACCGCUGCGGGCACGAGAGGCUGCAAACAGCCGACCGGCUGGACUUACUGCUGGACGAGCUUAAGUACGUCUCGGGGGAGUGGUUUGAGGAAAUGCUGCUGGACGAGACCAUGAUCACGCUGCAGAGGAUGAUCGACCAAAUAAACUGGACCAACGUCCCCGAACUGGCCUUCUUCCUAACCAGGAUAAAUCAUCUCAGCCCUCCUCUGAUGGACAGAAUCGCCAGUGUGACUGUUGAACACAUCCAUAAGAUUCACUACUCAGCAACAUACGCCACACUCCUCCCCUUUUCUGUCCUUAACUAUGACCCUCCACAAGUAGACGAGCUGUAUGAUGCUUGUAUUAAGCGCUUCACUCCUCAUUUGAGCUCCUUUGACCCACAUCUGCUGGUCCUCCUGGCAUACUCCUUGGCUGUAGCUGACCAUUUUCCCGAGGAACUAAUCAGAGCAAUUUUCAGCAUAGACUUUCUGGGAAAGCUGGAUUCACAACUGGAAACCCUGCCUGAUGCCCUCAACAUGCGGACACGACUGCGGCUCAUGGAGCUCAACCGUGCAGUGUGUCUUGAGUGUCCGGAGUACCAGGUGCCUUGGUUUCAUGAGCGCUACUGCCAGCAGUUGCAUAGGAAAGGGAGUGGCUCUGUGAGUCCUGUGCAGCAGCAGAUCCACAAAAUGCUGGGUGAAGUUCUUGGUGGCAUUAACUGUGUCCACAUGGCAGUUGUUACGCCAUAUUUUUACACCAUAGACUUUGAAUGCAAACUGGACAAACUCUUGAAGCCGUUGUCCUACAUCGAGCCAAGCACACUGCAGAUCACAGACAGAGGAAAUGUUCGCUGGGACACGAGCUCACUGGAAAACAUCAGGGAUGAGCUUCCAACUGGAGCUCAGCGUGUCGCUGUGGACUUUCUUGAUUCAAAGUACUUCUGCAAAAACACUCAUCACAUGAAAGGUGAAGCCCUGAUGAGAAAGAGACACCUUGAAAUUCUGGGGUACCGUGUUGUUCAGAUCCCUCACUUUGAAUGGAACUCUAUGGAGCUUUCAACACACGAUGCGUGGAAGGAAUAUCUAAAAAAGAAAAUAUUCAGAUAGUGUUCCACCCGAAAGCCCUUAUUUAUAUUAUAAAUCAUGAUCAAAAUGGUGCUUUCAGCACUGAAGUCGGCGUUUCUGUGACUGAACACACAGCAUACUUAAAGUGCCCCGCAUAUUUAAUUAUAGUCUAAAGUUGACAUGAGUCUACCUCAAUCACCUUAGAUGAGAUUGUGUAUU